AUGGUUAAGACAAUCUUCGGAGGAGCUGCGCUUUCAGACUCUAGCCACUUCAAGACACCAGAACUGCGCGCCGAACUCGUCGAUGUCCUGAUCGCCAAUGGUAUUAAGAACAUUGACUCUGCUCGUAUUUACACCGGGUCAGAGGUUGCCAUUGGCCAGCUAGAGAAGCGCAAAGACUUUGUCAUCGACACCAAGCUUGCGGGAGGCUUUGGACAACCUGGCAAUGUCUCAAAGGAAGGUGUGAUCAAGGACACCCAGGAAUCUCUCGAGACCGCCAAGAUCGAUCAAUUCGAUAUCUUCUACAUCCAUGCACCAGACACGACUGUUCCCUUUGAGGAGACCCUGGCGGGUGUGAACGAGGCAUACAAGAAGGGCAUUUUCCGCCGUUUCGGUCUCAGCAACUUUUCAGCCGAGCAAGUACAGGAGGUAUACGACAUCGCGAAGGCGAAGGGCUACCCUCUGCCACAAGUAUACCAGGGCAACUAUAACCCUGUUGCCCGCCACUUGGAGACCCAGCUCUUCCCUACCCUCCGCAAGCUCGGCAUCCAUUUCUAUGCCUACUCGCCACUUGCUGGUGGUUUCCUCGUAAAGACUGCCUCAGACCUUGAUGCAGGCGCGGGACGCUUCAACGACAAAGCCCUAGGUAAUCUGUACGGAAAGCUUUACGAUAACGAGACUAUGCGCAAGGCGCUUGUCAAGUGGAACGAGAUCGCUGAGAAGGAGGGUGUUACUAAGGCGGAGCUAGCAUACCGCUGGGUCGCCUACCACAGCGUGCUUCAGGGCGAUGAGGAUGGUGUCAUCUUCGGUGCUAGCAAGGUUAGCCAGGCUGAACAGACUGCCAAGAGCUUGAAGGCAGGUAAGCUUAGCGACGAGGCGGUCAAGGGCAUUGAGCAGAUCUGGGAGAGCGUCAAGGAAGUUGCUCCUGUUGAUAACUACCACAGUGGAGUCAAGAAGCAGUAG
Alternaria postmessia is the source of this 960-nucleotide messenger RNA. RefSeq lists its product as uncharacterized. Bases 1 to 960 code for a protein of 319 amino acids. NCBI's taxonomy places the organism in Eukaryota, Fungi, Ascomycota, Dothideomycetes, Pleosporales, Pleosporaceae. Gene Ontology annotation, molecular function: oxidoreductase activity. The transcript has a single exon. The record is from RefSeq and is a predicted model, not a curated record.